CUUUCCUUCUCUGUCCAACUGUGAACUCUUAUGCCCCCACACGUCCACGACACUUUCGACCGCUAUUCUACGAUGGAGCACUGCUAUCACGAUGGUGACCAGUACUAUGAUGCUAGCCUCCCGAUUUCUACGCAUCACGAUUAUACUCCCUAUCAACCUUAUUCGUAUUACAUUCCCGACAACAUGAUGCUCGCGAUGACAGACCUCCAAGGCGAACAACAAUUAAUUCAGACACCUGUUCAUGAAUAUCACCCCCAAACUUUUGACAACUUCAUGUCUUCCUCUGUCCAUUCUGUAUCGUCAGAUUCGUCAUGUUCAACGUCAACUGAUUUCCAUGAUACAGCAGCGUAUCCCAGUAUCCCAACAUAUGCUUCCGACAGAAGACCGUCGUAUCCCCCGAGUUGGGCACAAGACGUCAGAAAUAACUCUACCCAUGUCCCAGCUGCCCAGUCGUCAGAGUACCGGGCAACAAUCGCGCGUCUCAGUGAUGACUUUCUCGCAAGCGCGUCGUCGUUGUUUGGGGGAUCUGCUUCACGCAGUAGCAAUACGUCCUCCACCUUGAGUGGACCUGCGACCCCUCAUCAGAGCCCUAUGCAAAACAGCAAUCCUACUCCUGCCAGAAAACGCUCAUCAGAAGCCAUGAAUGAGGAGGUCUUUGUUGAUCAGCAACUUGACGCCCGUGCAUCCGUCCAAGAUUCGAGAUACCUUCCUCAGCCUCACAUGAUCGUUCCUUCUCAAAAUAGAGUCGUGCGUGAACGUCGCCUUCCUCAGGGUUCAUCGCACAGUAGCGAGUCACAAGGCCUCCUGCGGUCCCCCGCUCGCCCUUUUAGACAGUCGCUUUCACCAGAUUCACUACUAUUACGUGAAGAAGGGCGGCCGGCGGCUCAUCAGGCCAACAAGAGGCCCCAUCGCUCCGAGGAGAUCACCCGCCAUUCUCAGACCAUUUCAAGCGUCCCUGCAACGUGGUCAGCGCCGGUGGAGCCUGUUAUGAAAGUUAGUGCCUCGAGGAAGACUGGUGAGCAGAAGAAGCAAGCCCUUGCUUGCUUAUUCUGCAGAGAAAGAAAAAUAGCUUGUGGUCGACCCCCUGCCCAUAGCCCAGACCAGACCUGCAAUCAAUGUGCACGACGUCGGAUGAAAUGCGAGUAUCCCACGGAAUCUCGUCGAGGGCAGCACAAACGCAUUCGGCGUAAACCAACCGAAGAUUGUAUUGGAGCUUCUAAUUCAUCUUCGGCUUCGCAGUCAGCACCAAAUACACCACCCGUCAUUGCGUUAACGGCUUGAAUGAAUCCCACGUGUCAAUGUACAGCACAUGUUUUGACGACCGUUCAAUGAGACACUUUAGAUAUAUGUAUGCGAUAUUGCCUACAAGGGCUUUCCGUGACCUUCGACCACGUAUACCUAUUUCAUAUCGAUUCCCUUUCUAAUUGUUAAUUAUUAUUACCUGACCGUGUCAGUUACUCUCCUUGCAUUCUUACUUUCGUUAACCUAGUAUCUUCAAACAUUAUGUUCUCCUUCCGCAUUCUCUUACUGUACGAUUUUUCAUCGUUGGACUGCAGUAUAUUAAUAAUAUCAAGAUCUUGUCGUCGCCUUGAA
Suillus discolor is the source of this 1593-nucleotide messenger RNA. RefSeq lists its product as uncharacterized. The record is from RefSeq and is a predicted model, not a curated record. Gene Ontology annotation, molecular function: zinc ion binding; DNA-binding transcription factor activity, RNA polymerase II-specific. NCBI's taxonomy places the organism in Eukaryota, Fungi, Basidiomycota, Agaricomycetes, Boletales, Suillaceae. Bases 31 to 1281 code for a protein of 416 amino acids. Gene Ontology annotation, biological process: regulation of DNA-templated transcription. The transcript is spliced from 4 exons.